AUGCUGCUGGAAGACAUGCUUAAUCACCAAACAAAGAUCCCAACUGAGUGGCACACCUCCAUACGUAAAGUUGGUCAGAAAUUUGAUAGUGCUGCUGAAGUUAGAUUAGCACUUCAAUACUAUUCAAUUGCUAAACGGUUCGAGUAUGAUUUUUACCACAAUGAACAAAGGCACAUAAGAGUCUAUUGCCGAUUCAAGCACACACAUGGUUGCCCUUGGAUGUUGUUUGCUUCCCCGCUCAGAAAUUUGUCUAUCAUGUCCAUAAAGAAUUUUGAAUCUACCCACACCUGCGGUCAACAUGGAGAAAAUGCUGGCAACUUAAGGGCAUCAAGGAAGUUCAUUGCUAGCCAAAUACAAGCUGUUUUGAAGGUUAGGUCAGAUCUUCGUGCAGUUGAUAUCAAGAACGAUAUGCUCUCUAAUUUUAGCAUCAAGAUUAACUACAGUAAAGCGUAUGAAUCCAUGGUGCAUGCAACUAAUACAGGAAGUCGUGUUGUUAUUGAUGCUGAUGACAGGAGGUUCAGGCGAUUAUUCAUUAGUUAUAAUGCCUAUAUUGAAGGGUUCAUUGCUAGAUGUAGGCCUCUAUUGUUUUUGGAUGGAACAUUUAUUAAAGAUCGUUACAGAGGCAUACUACUUAGUGCUACUGGGGAAAAUCCUUACCAACCUCCACAUCGACUGAUAGUGAUUUCCGAUGCUGACAAGGGUAUUAGAGCAACAAUCGAGGAAUUCUUUCCAGAUGCAUUCCAUUCAAGGUGUGUUCUACAUCUAGUUGAGAAUUUCAAAAAGAAUAUGAAGGAUUUUGGGCACAAAACAAAUGUCGCGACUACGUUGGACGAGCUGUUACAAUCUGCGGCUUAUAAGUUCACAAUAUCUGAAUAG
Asparagus officinalis (garden asparagus) is the source of this 876-nucleotide messenger RNA. RefSeq lists its product as uncharacterized. Bases 1 to 876 code for a protein of 291 amino acids. Gene Ontology annotation, biological process: DNA transposition. The record is from RefSeq and is a predicted model, not a curated record. Lineage: Eukaryota; Viridiplantae; Streptophyta; Magnoliopsida; Asparagales; Asparagaceae. Gene Ontology annotation, molecular function: transposase activity; DNA binding. The transcript has 3 exons.